Molecule: messenger RNA, 1716 nt
Organism: Lucilia cuprina (Australian sheep blowfly)
Lineage: Eukaryota; Metazoa; Arthropoda; Insecta; Diptera; Calliphoridae
Product: corepressor interacting with RBPJ 1
Exons: 2
Coding region: 96-1598 (500 amino acids)
Biological process (GO): negative regulation of DNA-templated transcription
Cellular component (GO): nucleus
Molecular function (GO): transcription corepressor activity
Source: RefSeq, a predicted model, not a curated record
AAUUGACAGCCAUUGUUUUUAUAUUUUUUUCUACACAAACGUUUGUGAAAAAUUUCAGAAAAUUUUGUUUUUUCACAAGAAAAUACUUUUACAAAAUGGGUAAAGGUUUUAACAAUUACAUGUGUAAGAAAUUCUUCCAUCCAGCCUCCAGGGACAAUCUAAAACGAGUAUGGAUGGCUGAACAGCAGGCAGAGGCCUAUAAAAAGAAACAGGAGGAACUGCGCAAUCAGUAUGAAAAGGAACAGAAUUUGCAUGAAAACAAAGCCAUGCUUAGUAAGAAGAGCAAGGACAAGUUGAGUGUUAAUUUUAUGUACGAACCGCCACCGGGAGUGAGAAAAGAUCGUGAAAAAGAUGACAAUGAACCGGAGUAUAAAUUCGAAUGGCAGCGCAAAUACAAUGCUCCGCGUGAAUCGUAUUGUAAAGGUGAUACCGAAAUUAGAGAUCAACCUUUUGGUAUACAAGUGCGUAAUGUGCGCUGUAUAAAGUGUCACAAAUGGGGCCAUAUUAACACAGACAAGGAAUGUUCCAUGUACAGUAUAUCCAUGAGUGAGGCACGUAAAUUGCACUCCGAGGCAGAGGCUUCUGAUAUAAUGGCUAAAAAUGUUUUAGAAGAACAAAUGAAGGGUGAUGGUCUAAUGAUGAAACGUUCGGCCAUGGAAUUACAAAAUAGUACUAAUCAGCAGCAUGCCUUAGUGCCCAGUGAUCCCGAAGAUGAAGAUGAUGAGAAAAUGGCUAAAGAGGGCAAUCCGGAAAAAGCAUUUUUAAAAUCCCUUAGCAAGGAACAGAAAUUGAAGCUGUUGAAGAAACUAGAAAAGAUAGAAAAACUUAAGAAAAGUAAAGAUGGCAAAAUUAAAAAACAUAAGAAGUCCAAGAAAAAAUCAAAAAAACGGGACGAUAACAGUGAUUCAGAUGAGGAUAAACGUAAGAAACGCAAAAAGAAAGACAAAAAACAUAAAAAGUCAAGCAAUAAAUCAGAAUCCUCUUCGGAUGAAUCUUCAUCAUCGUCAGAUGAGAAAUGCAAUAAGAAAGACAAAAAACAUAAAAAGUCAAGCAGCAAAUCUGAAUCCUCUUCAUCUUCGGAUGAUUCUUCAUCAUCGUCAGAUGAGUCAACGUGCACAGAAAGUAAAAAUAAACACAAAAAAGUCAAAGGGUCCAAUGAUAAGAAGUCAUCUGAAACAGAGAGACAUAAUAGAUCACGUACUAGGUCAAGAGAACGCGUAGUAAGAAGGCGAUCUCAUUCUCGGGAGAGGCAACAUUCCAGAUCACCACCAAGAAAUGGCCAUACAAAGGAGGAAAAACGUGAAAGAAGACGUAGCCGAACACCACGUAAUCGGGAUCGUUCACAUUCAUCAGACGAGUCAGCAAACUUAAAAUGUGGUAAACGCAAGACACAUAAAAAUUGUUAUGAUAAGAAAUCAUAUGAAUCACAGAGACGAGAUAGAUCACGUUCAAAAUCUAGAGAUCGCACAGAAAGGCGUCAUUCAAGGGAAAGACAACGUUCGCGAUCCUUGGAAAGAAAUGGUUAUAAAAAAGAGGAAAGACGUGACAAACGUAGCCGAUCGCCACGAUAUAGGGACCAUUAUAAUAGCAGACGUUAAGCUUUGGAUUACAAUACCAACAUUACAAAAAUGUUUACAGUGUUUUUUAUUAAGAUUUUCGUUAAGAAAUAUAUCAGUUUAAAAAUGUGAAAAAAAUAAACGGUACUCUAUACUUUUA